Messenger RNA from Corythoichthys intestinalis (scribbled pipefish), 6053 nucleotides. It is a transcript of the gene azi2, whose product is annotated as 5-azacytidine induced 2. Gene Ontology annotation, biological process: canonical NF-kappaB signal transduction. The transcript is spliced from 8 exons. Gene Ontology annotation, cellular component: cytoplasm. The record is from RefSeq and is a predicted model, not a curated record. NCBI's taxonomy places the organism in Eukaryota, Metazoa, Chordata, Actinopteri, Syngnathiformes, Syngnathidae. The coding region runs from base 169 to 1350 and encodes 393 amino acids.
AAGUUUUUGUUUCCUCGUCUGUCAGCUCGGUCAAGGUGCGAGCGUCCAGGCUCACCUUAUUGUUUUCCUCACAAAUACGUGGCUUUCAUCAGUACUAUAUGACAUUCCCUUCGUGGACACCAGACCUCUAAUCGAGGACAGCCUUUUUUUUACACGACCCGUGCAGCCAUGGAGCACCUGGCUGUGGAUGAUGACAUCUGCAUCCUAAAACACGAGACAGCCUACACUGCUGCUGGAGAGAGCCCUGUAUCUGUGUGUGCUGGUGAUGAAUCUGUGGCUUCUCAUUUCGCUCUUGUCACAGCCUAUGAAGACAUUAAAAAGCGACUGAGAGAGACUGAGCGAGAUAAUACUUUCCUCAGGAAACGAGUCAAGCAGCUAGAGGAUAAGCUCUUCCGGCCCGAAGCUUCAGAGGGUCCCCAGUAUGUGAACAAGGCCUUCAGUGCAUAUCGAGGCAUCUAUAUUGAAAAGGAGGACCUGCAGAUGGAGCUUAACAAACUGAAAAAGGAGAAGAGUGAGAGUGAGAGACUGCUGACAGAGCAGCUUCAAUGCAAAGAGCUCGAGCUGCUUCAGCUUAGGACUGAGAUGGAAACCAGCCAAGUGAUGAAGAGCUUGAAUAGUCCUCAGGACUACUGGCAGAUGGACUGUAUCAGUGCUGAGCAAAAGAUCCUUAAACUUCAGGAGGAGCUGGAAAGGUUGACCCUGGAAAACAGGAGACAGCUGGAAAUGAGUGGGGAGGAACCAUGUGGCCUAAAUGGACCAAACUUGGAACAGAUGUGUGACGACAAGUUCAAUUGCAGGGAGAGGAGCGUGCAGCAAGCAUAUAAAGCUUUGUGUUCUGAGUUCGCUCGUGUCCAUUCAGGGCUGAGACACCAAAAAAGCCUGAUUCAGAAGCUCAGACCAUUGAUCAGUGAAACAAGACAAGUUCCAAUACAGUGUCUGGAAGAAAUUGAGACAAAUCAUCAUGCAGUUCUUCGGGCAUCAGUACCUCGACUCCCCGGUGCCCCCCCUCUGCCCUCUUGUUCUGGCCGCCCGUGUCCUCCCGUUGGUGGCCCGACCAGCACCCAACUCCCAGACAUUUUGAGAGAGGACUGCUGGUACAAUGGCCCGUGGCCAACACAGCAGUGCUCUGAAGAGGCUUUGGUCGGGAAUGAGACCUCCUCUGUCGUUUUGCCCCCACCGCCUCUUAAUCAGGCCUCCAUAGAUGACAGCUCCAGGUCCUUCCCCAGUCCUCCCAAACCUAGUGACGCCCUUUUCUGGGAGGGACACUCAGCCGCAUCGAAUUCAUCAUCCUUGAUUGGAAACUGCAGUCCAAGGAGCCCUUCCAGUACAGAAUGGAUCAAACCCUUUUGAGGGAAACUUAAUUGUUAUGACAGUGACUUUGUAGCCUGCCACAUAGUUAGCACCUAAUCUGCCUUAAAUUAAAAAUAACGCUUUUCUGUGGGCUGGACUAGAUCUGAUUUGCAAAUCGUGGGACCCAGAUGCAGGCCUGAGGAGGUAAAGACUUUUAUUGCGUCCAACACUGAUGACCGUAUACCACAGUAGAGACUACGCUGAUGAAGGACCACUCAAGGGCCCAGUUGUUCAAUGUACAGUGGAUAUAAAAAGUCCACACAGCCCAUCCAAAUGCUAAAACUUGUUGAGCACUACAGUUAUAUCAAAUUCGAGCUCAUGUUAAAUUUCAAGUGCAUCCCCAAAUAGUUCAGCUGUUUUAGCAGGCUUUUGUAUAAUUUUCAAAGAUCGUUUCGUUUCAUCUUACAGUUGCAGCCAUUUAUCUCAUAUGGUAUAGGUCAUUUAAAAGGGUGUUCAGACUUAUUAUGUCCACUGUAUGUAUGUGCCUUUGUACUCAGUUUGAGUUCUCUGCAUUCUGCCUGUUCGCAACGCAUUGUGUGACCAUCCCUGGCCCAGUAUGCUAAAAUAUCAUUAGCAAUCUAAUUAAACAAAAGCCUCUGAAACAGGGCCAACAAGUCUAAGUGCGUAUGUUUAAUCUCUAUACACAAUAGCAUCAUCAUUGCGUGGAGGUGUUUAGGAAUGAGGCUUCAAUGUGCUGGCAUUUUGUGCAGUGAUGGAAAUAGUCUUUCUCAUAAAAUACUGAACAUCUUGGUCAGUUCAUAGACAUUACGUUGUUCGGUAAACUUCAAGAGGAUAUCAUUUGUCACUUUACUCCUCUGCUAAUCCAAAAACUGGUUAGAUUACAUGAAAAGGGGAGGGGGGAAUGCUCAAAUAUUAAUAAAACACCGAAUUUCAAUUUCUCUGAAAUAGCCUCAUUACCUGCAUUGUGUUUACAUUCUUUCUGGCAGUAUUACUGACCAAGAAAUGCUGAUAACAUAUUAAUGUAGGAUGUGCAUUUAUAGUUUUUUUUUUCUGACAGACUUGUAUGCUCUAUGUUGAAAGUUAGAUUUAACGGGAGCUAUUGAAUCUCGGUGUAAUUACACCCUGUGCUGCGCUUGAUGUAUAUUUAUGAUGUGUUUUGCAUUAUAAAGGCUGUUGGCCUUCUUUAUGUAAGUGUAAGGUGAACGUCAAGUAUUCUGAACUCCACAGAAGGGAUAAUGUAUUUAGUUCUGUAAAUGAAACGUUUUAUGAUGGGUUAUUACAGUUUUGCACUAACACCAACACGUUCAGUGUAUGAAUGUUGACUUGUUCUUAAUACCUGCUGUAAACUCAAGACGAGUGAUCAGAAAUGUGAACAAAGUGUUGAGGAAAGGGCGAAAGGUUAGUCAUAAAGGUUUGUCCUUAUUCUUUUGUCAACUGGCAACUAGCAAUUUUACAGCAUCCUUCCCUUUUUCUGUAAACUAUGUCCAAACCAAAAUGCAAUGUACAGUAGAUAACUAUUUUAGAUUUACUGCACUUAAGUUUGUAAAUACAAUUGACUAGAGAUGAAAAGUGACUAAACUUUUUUGUUUUGUUACCAAACCGUACGAAGUGUAAAGAGCUUUAACUUAAGACAAUUAUAACCAGACUAAACUGUAAAUGAUGGUGUGAAUAGUCAAAGGUGAUAUAGACAUCUGAAUUUUUGCUAUCAUUUAAAGCAACACGAGGUAACCUUUCAACCUUUAUAAAAUAUUUUUGUAACAUUUGUGAUAUGUCAACUGACAACUAGUUGAAUGACACCUCUUUCAUAUCUUGAGGGAUCUGUACUGCCACUAAAUUUUGAGGGUGACAGGAACGCUGCAACACAAAACACAAAUGUGCUGAGUCCUAUAAGGCAUACGUCACUUUCCCCUUUCAAUAUAAAGUCAGAGGUCGAUGCGAACGCUUUUGCGCAAAUUCUGCAAAGAUGGCAGAGCAACGAGAGAUGAAAUGUUUUGUCCGAGGAGACAAAAGGACACUGAAGAAUAAACAUUGGUUGGGCUUUCACUCGUUUGCGUGACCCUACCAACCGAACUCGUCAGUGCUGAUGAGGGCGGAGGGACGGUUGGGGUUUAUGGUACAAAAUCAAAUGUUUCUUAUUUUAAACAUCGUAUGCUAUUGUUUAGCCACAACUGGAUCAUUACCUCAUUACUAUUCAUCCUUUAAACAGUCACUGGAAACAAAUGUCAUUCAAUCCAUCUGCAGGCGACCGGGAGAUCAGGACUUUACGAAACUGCACUGGUCCUCAUUGGAAACUCGUCUUCCUUAGGGCAAAACACUGUUUUUGUCCACCUGCAUUUCUAAAAUCGACCAAAACUAAAAAGUUACCUACCGUUGCUUUAAUGAUUUUUAGUACUUAUUUUUACAUCCUGCAAGUCAAUGUAUGUGUAUUUAAGGUAAAAUCAUUUUACAGCAGGAUAACGUUCCAUAAAAUGGUGCCAAAACAGAAGCAUAAAAGCUAUGGACAGUUUUUAUUAUCAGUGAUGUCGUUUUACACAGACAAAAAGAGAAAAAACACCUCCUUAAAAACAGAAGGUAAUUUUUGUUAUGAUAAAUAGAGUUUGUAGCUGUCUGAAUAGACUCUUUCUCUCCUCAAUAGUCACUAUGAACUGAACCUAGAACAUCCACAAUCAAGAAAAGAACAAUCAAAUCUGUCAUGCAUUAGUUACAUGCUGGUCGGGAUCUUUUGUUGUCUAUUCUUUGCUGGGAUCCCCGUCUUCUCAUACUCCAUUUUUUCCUGGAUGUAUUCUUGUUUACAAAUUUCGAAAAAUUCUGGGUCCUUGUAACUGGUAAAAGACAAAAGGCAAAACGAAUAAUAUAUUCAUAAAAAUCCUUCUAAAAGUGAUUUAAUGGAACGUAAACUUAAAGGUCAUGUGUGUAAAAUUUUUAAUAACAAAAGUGUAUCCACAGUGUGAUAAAUUGAUAAGUACUCACUGUUGUGUCAGACAGUCCUUCAGGGCGGCGUUCUCCUCUCGACACUUGAACACCAUGAAAAAGCCUGAUUCUUUGCAGCAAUGGUUGAAAGCUGGGCAGAAGAGGUGUCAGAGUGGGACGUUAGAAGUAAUCAGAACUUGAAAUUUAAACAUGCGGGACUCUCAAAUUUUAACCAUCAUGACUAAGUUUUUCCUCUACUGUAUUUGUGUGUCAGACCACCAAAUAUACGGUAAACCCAAUAAAGACCCUCAUAAACCUGACCAAAUUUAAGUUAGAGGCACGAAAGUUAUUUUUCUAAUAUUUUGAACUGUCUCUUACAUAAGAUAGGUCGAGAUGGGAGAGUGCCCUGGUUGUAGUGUGUUAUCUGUGUAGUUUUUUUUUGUUUGACUGCAAUCUCGUUUAGAAGUCGUUCUACAAAACGGUAGGUUUUGAAAUUGGUCACGGUGUAACGUCACAUCAUGCCUUAUUAGCCAAAAAUUGUACUCAUGUAAGAGUAGCAUCAUUUCAAAAUGAUAUUACUCAAGUAAAAGUACUCAUCAAAAAUUGUACUCAAGUACAAGUAAAAAAAAGUAUCCAGUUCAAAGAAUACUGAAGUAAUGAGUAACAUUGUGACUAACUGCUUAUUUAGGGCCCAAGCACUAAGCGUGCGAAGGCUCAAUUGUAAUGCAAAUGUUUAUUAUUUUUUCUUUUUUUAAUGGCAAAUGAAAAUGGCCAUUUUGAAGGCCUGAAAAUGCUCGAAAACUCACCAAAAUUUGCACAUGCAUGUGACUUUAUUUUGUUUUGUUUUUUAAACAAUGUUUUUUUUUUUCCCUCAGCACAAAUUUAUCGAUGUAAACUGUUGUUAUAAUGAUACUGUACAAUAAGUCAUUACAGAAAUACGAAAAAAAUAAAAUACAAUAAAAACCAUUGAAUUCCCGCUAGACAAAAAAAAAAAAAAGAAAAAAAAAGAAAUGAAGCAUUAUUCGUCCAAAGAGCAUGAGUGCUCUCUAGUGGUAAAAAAUACUCCCUAGUUUGAAUUGCUCCUUCAUAGUUACUUUUAUGAAAUUAAAAGGAUCUUAUCUCCAGUUUUCAGUGGUCAGUCGGUGUCAAAUAAUUAGAACGAAAAGGAUAAAGAUUUUAUCUACUACACACCAAACCACAAAGGGGCUUCAGUGCCUUAUAAAGGAUAAAUAUAUAUGGCGGAAAACACUCAGGUGACUUGAAGUUCCGCUCUGAGACCCCCAAUUUGGCCAACUUUCAAAAUUGUCCAAUAUGCACGUGUGAUACAUCAUUGGAAAGCUUAAAACCUCAAUUUUCUGAGGGAAUAAAAAUUUUGAACAGGAGGGCAUUUAAAAAAAAUUUUUUUUUUUAAACAGCAAAACCCUAUCUGGAGGUGACAGCACGCGAGAGCAGAAUUACAGACGGCAUGUCUUUAUCGAGAUAUUAUCGAGAACUUACCUUUUUUCGAUCCAAAAACUCUAUGUAGCAUGUAUCAUGGAGUGUCAAGAUACAGGUGUGAAUGACCACAGCCGGAUUUUUUUUUAGAUUUUAUGAGUGAAACAUGGUAAUAUAACAAGGGCCGCAAUGCAGAAAUCGCAGACAUCAAGGAGUGGUUGAGAUUUUCCUUUUCAUAUAUUUACCCUUUUAAACCUAUUAUUUAUCAUCUAACAUAUUGGAGAAAAUGCCACAGUAACAAAAAAAAAAAAAAAAUACAAUUAAGCGAUAGUUUUGAGGUAGAUAUCCGUGACUAUUUUACAGAUGCCAUUUUUUUCAUUGUGACAAUUUGUUUAAAA